This is a messenger RNA of Rhagoletis pomonella (apple maggot), 892 nucleotides long. RefSeq names its product non-structural maintenance of chromosomes element 1 homolog (gene Nse1). Lineage: Eukaryota; Metazoa; Arthropoda; Insecta; Diptera; Tephritidae. Gene Ontology annotation, biological process: double-strand break repair via homologous recombination; DNA damage tolerance. Gene Ontology annotation, molecular function: ubiquitin-protein transferase activity. The record is from RefSeq and is a predicted model, not a curated record. Bases 88 to 780 code for a protein of 230 amino acids. The transcript has 3 exons. Gene Ontology annotation, cellular component: nucleus; Smc5-Smc6 complex.
UCCUUUUAUCCCUAUUUGCCGUACAGUUUAGCCAAAUAAUAAAUUUUUUUGAAGAUUGCGUGUACCCACAUAUUAUAUUUUUUCGGAAUGCGGGAUGGAGUAAAGAAAGCUUUUUUGCAAGCGUGUAUUAAUCAUGGUAGCCUAAGCACGGAGCAAAUCAAUGAUGUUUUACCGCCAAUUUGCCAAACAUAUGAUGCGGACGACGCUCUGGAUGUCAAAAAAUUGGUACUAGAAAUAAAUAAUGAUUUGAAAGAGCUAAAUCAGGAAUUAAGUUUUAUAAAACACCCGCUGCUGGAUAAAGAGUUUUUGGUUUUUGGUCUUACCUUCGAAACGCUAGCCAGCAAGCAUCAGCAACAUUAUACUGAAGCGGAUCAGAUGUAUUUUGCUAAAUUAGUAGAAAUAAUGGCUCCUCAAGAAGAUUAUAGUAUUUCUUGGGUAGAUAUGUACAAUCUCUCGAGUUUAACCCCUACUGCACGGAAGCAUUUGCCAAAGACUCGAAUUCAAUUUCUAGUAAAAAAGUGGACUGAUCAGGGCUAUUUUUUAGAAAUGGAUGAUAAAAUAUAUUUUGGGCCGCGUAUGUUAGUGGAAUAUGCCAGUCAUUUGAAGACUCAUUACUCGGACUACAUCAAAGACUGCCCUCUUUGCAAAAAAAUUGUGUUAUGGGAUAUAAAAUGCUCGGGGUGCGGAGCCAAAGUUCAUAAAGAGUGUAUAAGGACUUUUUUGAAACGUAAUUCUAAUUGCCCAGCUUGCAGUAACGUAUGGAGUACAGCAUUGAAUUAAAACUUACAUACAUUACUUCAUAUUUAAUAGUAUUAUAAUAUUUUUCCAUUAUACAAAUACGCACGGCGUGUGUCAGUGAAAACGUACAGUAGAUUUUUUUCCAUUUCUCGAA